Molecule: messenger RNA, 8292 nt
Organism: Homarus americanus (American lobster)
Lineage: Eukaryota; Metazoa; Arthropoda; Malacostraca; Decapoda; Nephropidae
Product: synaptophysin-like protein 1
Exons: 10
Coding region: 159-956 (265 amino acids)
Cellular component (GO): synaptic vesicle membrane; synaptic vesicle
Source: RefSeq, a predicted model, not a curated record
GCGGUGUACACUCCUUGGUAACACUGCUUCAACGCCCUCUUCUCUCUGGUCACCACAAGUAAAAGAACUACUCAACCCUGGUCACUGAGCUACAGGAGAGCCUUCGUACUUUCCUUGUAUUUUCUCCGUGACACACAAGUGACACUGACACCAUCAAAAUGGAGACACAGCUGCAAGAGGAGACUCAGCCAAUGCCUAUGCAGUAUGAUCAGCAGCCACCACCAGUAUAUAUGGAACAACCUAAAAUACCUCUGCAGGGAAUAUUUACACACCUGAACCUGAGGGUAUUGAAGGAGCCGCGGGCAUUCAUUAAAAUUUUUCAGUUUAUAUUUGGAAUUUGUGCAUUUGCGACAACCACAGACUUCAGAACGUCCUUUUCAUUUUUCGUGGAGUGCAAUAAGGGGGAUAAUGUGACAAUCACCCAUGAUAUUACUUACCCUUUUGAGCUUGAUGCCAUAAAUACAAAAGUUACGUAUUGUGAGAACAAGGAGGAUAAUCUCCACUUAAAUGGAGACUUCUCUUCUAUUGCGGAAUUUUUUGUCGCAGUUGGAGUUCUGGCUUUCCUCUAUACACUCGCUGCACUGUUCCUGUACACCUUCUGCAGUAGCCUGUACGACAAUGAUGAUCGAGUUCCCAUCAUAGACUGUGCUAUUCAUGGUGUCUUUGUAAUUCUUUGGCUAGCUGCCAGCAGUGCUUUGGCUGACGUUAAUACAGAUAUAAAAAGUGUUAGUGAAGUUCAUAAAAUCAUUGAUUUAAAUCCAGAAAUUUGUAACUCUGACAAUUGUACUGCUUUAAAAGAACCUAAUUAUGCAAAAGUUUUAAUUUCUGUGCUUCUGGGGUUCCUGAAUACUUUCUUGUGGGGAAGUAACCUUUGGUUCCUAUACAAGGAGACUCGCUACUUCAAGGGCAAGUCCAUCCCUGCAAAUGGAUCUGCUAAUAUCGCAGGAACUGCCUAAGGUGUCAUUGCAGUUAGCCUGGAACAAAUGAUAGCAGUGACAAGCUGUGAGAAAACAGCACGUGUCCUGCCCAGCUUCCUGGAUGAAACGCUGUUGGUUGAUACUGACUACAGCCUCUUCUUGCAAUGAUCUGGAUGAUUUUUAAUGUAAUACAAGGUUGUAACAAUCAUUUGUCUAACUUCCAGGCAUUGGUGAUGAAUUGAAUGAAAUUUGCUUGUACUGUACCUGUACUGUAUUUGCAUUUGUAGAAGUAGGUUACCAUAAUUUACCUGAUCCUAGCUACACAACAGUACUUGUCUCAACAACACGGUGAUCUAAUGAACCCUUGUGCCAAUGGUGGUCUAAAGAAGAAACUUUCUUGUAACCUGAUAAUUAAAAAAUGAAACUCAGGAUAGUACUGGUAAUGAAAACACCGUUUUUCCAUUAUAGUUUAAACUUUAGAUACAACAGUGCAUGUUGUUCGUAAUGUAACUUGUUUAUAUUUUCAUAAUUUUGCUGCAUCUCUGCAAGAGUCUUGUUUGAAGUAACUUAGAUACUGUACGUUAAUAUAUUGGCACAGGAUAUACUGUAGGUAUGUGAAACAUUGAUGUCUAUUGGUACGGCAGCCCAAUGCGCAUGCCUGGUGGGCAGACUAUACAUUGAUGGUUACUAAGAUGGCCUUCUUUCUGACUUAAAAAACAUAACCAUACCAUACCAUUAACAACACAGCAGGGUGUCUACUAGGUGCUACAGUCCUACAAAGUCAUGGUUUUUUUAGGGAACCUACAAAAUUCCUACUAAGUCAUAAUUUUUUAGUAGAAGUCAUACUUUUUAGAACAAUGCCAUACUAUUGAGUUCCUAUAGGUUAUACAGAAAGUUUUAUUUUAAUUUAUAAUUUUCUAGGUCAAAAGGAGACAUUCAAAUACAAAGUAACUGUACAGUAUAAGUUAACAUGCAUAGUUCUUUAGCUUUACAGUACAGUAUGGUAUAAUAUUUGCAUUCUCAUGUUUAAGGUUUUAUGAAUGCUGUUCAACAAUAACUAAAUAAGUUAGUAGGCAAUUAUGGCUUCUGUCAUAUUGUGUACUUCAGCAGGUAUCCAAGUUGCAAGGUUAGCAUACAAUCCUAUUUUUUUUUCAUUGUUUUAUUGAUACCUAUUUUGUCUUAAAAUUAUAAAAUAAAAUAAAAAUCAUGCCCCUACAAAAAAAAGGCUAGUCCUCCCAGUUUAGACCUUUAUUCUGCCUAAUUGUAUCGUUAAUAAGUAAUUUGGAAUUUUGCCAUUUUCAUGAUGCUUCUGGGGGUCACUGUAGUGAUUGUUAAUACAUUACCUACCUUCCUGGGAGUGUCUUGAUCUCAUAAUUUGAUAAUAAUAAUAAUAAAGGUUAUUAUCAGUUGCCAAGAAUGCAUAAUGAAGUUCUGAAUUUACCCGGCCUUAAAUUGGGUAGGGGACAAAAAUGUAAAGCUUAAACAGGUUUAUUUUACAUAAACGAUUGCCAAGUCACUAAAAAAAAUCCAAAUACUGUAAAUGUACCAAAUUUGCAGUUCAGAUCAUAUUUAAUAAAAUUUUGGUCCUACAAAAGUCCUACUUUUUAAGGAACAAAGGUCCUACAAGGUCAUACUUUUUGCAAAUGUGAAUUUAGUAGACACCUUGCUUGCACAUUCCAUCAAUACGACCGCCAUACCGAGUAUAUCCAGUACUUGAUACAUUUACUUUUUCUGAUGAUUAUUAGUGAUUAGAUAAAAAUUUAUAAGUUAUUUUAAUAUUUAGUUUGUACAGUACACUACAUAUAUCAUUAAUUAAUGUACAGUUACAGUCAAAAGUAAUCAUUCACUUCACCACCUAACCCUGUGCCCGGCCGGGUCUUUUGUACACGGUAAGUCACGUGGGGUGAAGAGGGAGAUUGGUCAACGUAGAGGGAAGGGGGGUAUGUGAUGCAAAUUGCUCAUCAGAGAGGGCGGGGUUUGAAGAAGGCAGGGAAAUUCAUGAAAGAGUGAAGGGAAGGAUAGAUCUAAGUUGUUUUUUCCCUCUCCACUAUAUUAUCUUAGGUUUACAUGCUUGAAAGAGUAAUGGAUGAGAUCCCUAUUUUAUGAUUAUUAUAAUGUGCCAUCCAUUUCCUUAUUCAUAAUUUUUUCAGGUUGAUGUUCAGGUUUUAAACAAUGGUAAUUAGAUAUUCAUAAUAACAUUGAUACGAGGAGAAAUAUUGAAUACGGUGGUGUAAAUCGCAUUUAUUUUUAAUAUUUACCAAUACAAGUCACACAGAUUCUCAAUGUCCUCCUCGCCUGUCAGUCGUGGUUUCUUGGCUUAAAAUUGCAUCUUUUAUAUUAAUUAAGAGUUCAAAUGUGUUUUGUUUUCUUUACACACCAAAAAUUAGUUAUGUUAAUACUGUAUAUCAAAUAUACUACCAGCAGACCAUCAAAAAUACUCACUGCGGUCGGUUUCCCAAAUUCCUCCCAGCAGGUUAACCAACAUCUCGCAGUAUGCCUCCCUUGCAAUUUCUGACACAUUAUAGCCAGCCGUGUGCAAACUGAGAAUUUGCCCGCGACUCGCCAAUCAUUGUUCUUUAGCUUCCAUUCUGGGCUGGGUGUGGAGCAGUGGCCAAUCAACAUUGCCACUACCACCAUCUCGCUUUGCAUUGAUUUUUGCAGCUCUAAUAAACCUAUUACAGGGUGGUCAAGACAUAUUCUAUCCUACAAUUCAUUAUCAAUUUUUUUUUUGUCAAGUGACUUUUUUUUCUCCAAGAAAAGUAGCAGCAAGAGGAGGAAGUGAUCAAGUAACAGCCUAGUAGUGAACAAGGCCUAGAGCAAAUCCACGCCCCCUCCUCUCUUAUGUUGUCAUAGAGGCUUUCCUCAUGGAAGCCAGACACCUUAUCUGCCAAAAGCUUCCUCGCAUUCCUCCCCAGCAUCUCAAGUAAAGGCACAGUUAACUAAGGGAAAAUUAAGUCCAUAUGACACCUCCCUGGAUAUCCACUCUCCUGGUUGGUAGUUUUGGGCUUUAGGCCUAUCACCUGCCAGGGUCAUUAAGCUGUCAAUGUCAAGCUAUAUCCACCAACUUUAACACCUUCUUCAGGUGUUAAGGAUAAUUCUGACCACAAACACACUCACUACAUAUGUGUCCCUUCACUUGCACCCUCUUACCUCACCCCUAGUUCUCCCAUCAUCAAUACCCUCCCCCCUCCUUGUGGCUCAUCAUGUAGCCUUGAGCUUGCAGGUAUGGUAGUACGAGGGAUGGAGGAUUACUUUUGACUAACUGUACUUAUACAGAAUAAUGUACCGGACUUGAUAUGUGAGUUAAACAGAUUGUUUGCUUGUUGUUUAUAUUCAGCAAAUUUGUUAUCGUUUUUAUAUAAUCUGGUAAUAAAUUAUUUUGAGUAAAGUUGUCAGUGCAUGUUAUGCAGCACAAAAUAUAUCCAGAUCGAUUAUCUGUAAUGUUAUGGAAUUUUCAGUUCACAUUGAGGAGCAAAUAUUAAUAUUUUUCAGAAGUGAUGAGUGUUGCUCUUGACUUAGUGCAUAUCCUGCAAAUUAGUGAGAUGGUGUAAGCUACUUGCAAGUUGUAAAUAUGAACUUGAAGAUUUUUAGCCUUUUUCUCAGUCAUUUGGCAGCUAGCUACCACACAUGGGCUUAUUAAACACAUUUCGAGGCCUUUCACACCAGUCAUAUGCAUCAAUGAUGCGACAGAGAAAACGGCUGAGUGUCAGAAAGUUUGUACAGUAUUGGAUUUGAUGAAAAGAAUUUAGUCAACAGACAAUUGAGUUUACAGUAAUGGUGUCAUCCAAAAUAACUUGUCAUUAAGUAUGGCAGCAAAAACAACCUGUGAUGGAUUGAAAAAUAAUGAAUUUAUUUAGGCGAGAGGUAAAGCUUCAGUGGACAAAACCUGUAAUGGAUAGAGAAUGUUCAUUAAAAAUGUAUUAAAGAAUAAAAAAGUAUGCAGGUGAUAUUGAUUAGUAAUGGAAGUGUUAACAGUUUUAAAGAUCUUGGUUUAUGCUAUAGUAGAGGUACAGAAUAUUGACAUAGAUGAUUAAUGGCGCUGGUUAAAUAUGUUGACAUAAUGGUGUGAAGUUUUUACUGCACGAGUUGACAUGAAAUGUAAGGGAAGUGAUACAAGCACCUCUAUCCCUGCAUGCUUUACAAGAAACAUACUGGGUCGUUUAAGCGUUUCAAUAAUUCUGUUAGUUCCUGAUUAUUUUUUAUUUUUUCCAUUUAUUGGGUUUAGGAACGAGUCUUCAAGUAGAAUUAAGUACCUGUAUGUCUCAACCCAUGAGACAUGGGUUCAAUGCUGUUACUAGGCAUAUUUUUAAUGUGGUGCACUCUGAGCUCGUACAGUAAUACUUUAGGCAUGAAGAAUGUUAAAAGUUUUAAUGAGGGAAAACAUUGUUACUCUUAUAUAUAGAUAUUGACCAUGGAAUGCCUCUAAAUAAGAUACCCCCUUUAUAUUUAGUUAGCAACUCUAUUAAUUUGAUCAGUAUAUUGAGGGAACCAUAUCUCAUGGCUAAAUGGAUAAUGAAAUUUGCAUCUUACUGCAAUGACAGUACUACAGUAGUAAUAUUAAUUAACUGUACUCUUAGCAAACUGAAGGCUGCAGUUUUCAUGGUUUCCUCUAUCAGUACACUCUUCUAACUUGCUUCUCUAGUUGAGUAACAGUAGAGUUUGGUGUAAUCAAGGAUAAACUCUAGGAUAUAAAAGUGACAAACUGUGACAGUGUAUUGUGCUGUAGCUUCUGCACCAUAUCCAACCAUUAUGGGAGGUGUCCUUUCUAGUAAGUCUAAAUGUUAUUGAUAAGCUCUACAUACUGUAUAUGUAAUUUAUUAGAUACAGUAAUUGACCUACGAAUUUUUAAAUGCUUGCAGUGUUCAGCAAUAUUAUAAAAGGAGACAAUGUAAUACAGUACUAUAUACAACUAAGUUUUCAUUGAGUGUACAGCAAAGAUAAAUGUAAGCAAAUGCAGUGAGAUGUAUUUAUGCUUGCUGUGUUGUUGGCAAUGUGAUGAAGCAUAUCUUGUAAGUUACGUUCACCUCCCACUGGUGACUGAAUUGUUGUCCUAAGGGAGAGGGAUAUUUACUGGUUUGAACCUGUAGUGUGUUUGAAAAUAAUCCAAAUGUAUACUUUAGUUGUGAACAUACUGUACUGUACUGUAUAUCAGUUUUGCAUAGGCUUAAACCCAGCUCCUAUAAAUGUGACAGUGACAAAUAAGUACAAAACAAUAAAAUAGCAAGCAAUACUGUACUGUACUUUAUGAUGAAAUAUACUGUAUAUGGAGAAGAUUUGUGCAGAAAUUUUAAUGCCAUUGAUUGUAGGAUUUAGUAAAAUAUUGCCAUAGCUAUAAAACAUGUCAGUGAAAAAAAUAUGAAAAUGGAGAUCAGUGGAAAUCAUUUGUAAUGUAAAAAAAUUAUUUGCAACCUUUGGUGAAUGAUUUUGAGCAGUCUGUGUGGCAACAUUUGAACGAAGCACAUGUUAGUAAAAAGAGGUCUGUGUUCAAAUAUUGCAGGAAACUAUACUGUAUACUGUACUCGUAUACCUAUGUAUGUGGCACGGAUUAUAGGUAAAAAGUUAUAUUUGUACAUUUUGUAUUUAUUAUUUUGCAACUUAUCAUCUUGCUAGCUGCUUGGCCAGUUGGUCUGUUUUUUACCUUAUGAACUUUAUUAUCCAAUGUUUUAGUACAGAAGGAAGCUGGUGUGCCCAGAGAAAACCUAUGUUAUUUGGUAGGGUCAUAGUGGAUGAUGCCCUUCUUACAUCUGUCCUGGGCUGGGGAUUGAACCCAGGACACAAUAGUGAGAGAUAUGUACAUUACUGCUGUACCCCCAAGGGAUCAACAAAGACUUAGCAGGACACAUGCACAGGUAUUUAUUUAUUUAGAAAAAAACAUCUAGUGUCAAGAUGUGGUGCCAUAAUGAAUUAAAAAUGAUGAAACAAAAACCAAAGAUUAACACCAUUGUUUCACAUUUACUGGAAGCCAGCAACUUCAGUAAACAUGAAAACUCCAACUAGUGGAAAUAAAACUUAUAUUCCAAAAACAAAGGAUAGGUGAUAGUUCCCAUCCCAUCCCUUACUCCUGUAGAGAUGCCAGUCAUUUUAAACCCAUAUAUAUGUAUAUAAAAGUGUUAAGGGUUUUAAUUUUGAAUUAGUAGCUGCCAAAAUUGACAGGUGUGCCAGAAACCGACAUCUAAAGUACGUAGUUGAAAUUAUUUCUGGAGCUAUAUAUUUGUUUAUCUAAUAAGAAAUUGUUUCCUCAAUCUUUGUAAAGCUAAAUGUAUUCGUAGUCAUCUUGUUUCUCAAGUCAUUAUAAUUUAUUCCAUUUAUAUAAUGGUAUACACCUUGUAGUGUAACCUGAGACCUCUUGAGCAUUGUCUUUAUAUCCCCUUUGGGCCUUUUGAACAGUUAAUAGAAUAUCUGAUUAAAUAUAAUUUCUUCUGCUGUGCUUAGUGUGAAAUGGGACUAUCUAGUACAUUAUUUUAAGUAAAAUACAAGUGCCCAUUAGCUGAAAUCUUUGAUUUGGUGACCCCUAAUUUCUACAUACAUGUACUGCUGUACUUGAGCUUAUGUGUGAUGCAUUUCAAUGUAUAAUACCUUGUCUUUUUAAUUGCUGAAGCUCCCAAUAAAAGAAUCUGCCCCUGUGCUUUCGUCUUAGCUGAAAAUAUUAAUGUAACCAAUUGUUAAGAGGAAUUGAUGUAUUAGUUUAAUUACCCAAAAUAUCAGUUAUUUCUCACAAUUAACUCUUUCAGACACCACCACUAUUUUUCUGUUUUUACCUUGAAGUUUUUUCAUUUUAUUACUUAACUCUUCUGAACUCCUUCACAAUGCAUUGGUUUGGUUUGUACACUCACCCAUCAGUUUCUUUUUAAUUUUUGCUUGAUUUAAUUUAGUUAUACUGCAUAAUUUUGUUUACAUAGACUGUACUGUACAAAUUUAUCUUUAAAAAUUAGCACUUAUGAACACCUUUAUGAACUUGUGUAUUUCAUUUUUCAUGUUCUCUGUACAGUAUUUACAUGUUGUUAAGGUGUAACCACCUGAUCCAUAUUUUGACCAAAAAGUGUGGCACUGUAGACUUUUACUGAGAAAGCUUUGUUUGUUUUAUAAGUUAGUGCUGUGUGCACUGUCUGGUGUUGAUGUUAUGCAAUUAUGAUUUGAUGUGUUCUUUCUGUGUUUGAUUCUGUGAAUCAACAUUUGAUCCCAAGUUAAAUACAGUUCAGUACUUUAUUUAGGUUUACACUUUUCUAAUACUGAUGAAAGGUGUUGUCAUCAAUAUUUGUAGUGUAUGUUUAUUUACUGUGAGUUCUUUGGUAUUUUGAUGAAAAUUUGUUACAGGAAACAUUUAUUUUGUAGAUGAACUUGCACUGGUUGAUUAAUAAUUAUAAAUACAAAGAAA